Molecule: messenger RNA, 2098 nt
Organism: Branchiostoma floridae (Florida lancelet)
Lineage: Eukaryota; Metazoa; Chordata; Leptocardii; Amphioxiformes; Branchiostomatidae
Product: keratin, type II cytoskeletal 1-like
Exons: 9
Coding region: 96-1625 (509 amino acids)
Source: RefSeq, a predicted model, not a curated record
CGCGUCCUCUCACUGUGUCACCGCGGUCCCGCCGGCACGCAACGUUUUCGUGAUCUGUCUUCUUUAAUACUGUCAUUGACACCUACCAGUCCAAAAUGUCGGCAAUUCUCCAGCAUAAAGCCUUCAGUAGCUCAAGCUCUGCCUCCUUCUCUAGUUCAGGCGGAGGUCGCGCCGGUGGAAGCGGUGGGGGCUUCGGUGGCGGCGCAAGUUUCGGUGGCGGCGGAGCCCGGGCGAGCUUCGGCGGAGGGGCUCGCAGCUCAGGCUCCUCCAGUUUCAGCAUGGGAGGCCGCAGCGGAGGAAGCUUUGGAGCUCGUGCUGGAGGAGGAGCCCGUAUGAUGGGCGCGGGAAGAGCUGGAGGCGGUGGUGGACGGAGCUAUGGAGGCUCCUCCAUGACGGCAGAGCAGGCCACGCAGAUGCUCGUCAGCCUCGGAGAAGUCCGCGUGGAUCGGUCUGGUGACAAGGACGAGCUGGCCGGGCUGAACGACAGAUUCGCCACCUUCAUCAACAAGGUGCGCUACUUGGAAGAGAUGAAUCGUAAGCUUACCUUACAACUGGAGAUGGUACAGAAGAAGGCGGGCGCGGGAGGACCAGACAUCAACAAGAUGUGGGAGGCAGAGCUGAACAACAUCAGGAAGCUGAUCGAGGUGGUCAACAACGAAAAGAACGCCUUGAACUCCGAGAAAGACGGGCUACAGGGAGAGGCUGCUACUCUUAAAGCAAGCUAUGAGGAGGAGAAGACACGCAAUGAAGGCCUGCAGGACGAGAUUACAGCUCUGAGGCCUGACGUGGAUAACGUGAGUGUUGAACGUGUGGAUCUGGAGGCCCGCCUGGACACCAUCAAGGCAGAGAUCGACUUCCUGAAGGAGGUGUACGCGGCGGAGCUGGAUGCCCUUCGAGGACAAAUCAUUGACGAUGGUCCCGGUGGGGGAAGUAUGACUGUUGACCUCGGCGGUGCCCCAGACAUCGACUUCCAGAGCAUCUUGGAUGAAGUGCGCGCCCAGUAUGAAGCUCUGGCACUGCAGUCUAAGCAGGAGACACAGGGCUGGUACGAUACAAAGGUCCAGGGGCUGGCGCAGCAGCAGGGCCAGGCCGGCCGCGGGUUGGACGACGCACGCGCGGAGCUGAGUAAGAUGACAAGCGAGCUGAAGAGGCUCCAGGCACAGAUUGAAGCUGCCAAGGCCAGGAAUGCCCAGCUUCAGGACCAGUUGACUGCUGUUGAGGAACGCGGAGUGAAGCAGUUGGAAGCUAAACAAGAGGAGAUCACCAAGCUGGAGGAGGAGCUGACCACCCUUCGCAGUAAGAUCAAGGAGCAGAUGGUGGAGUACCAGGCCCUCAUGGCGGUCAAGAUGGCCCUGGAUGUCGAGAUCGGCGCAUACCGGAAACUUCUGGAGGGCGAGGAGGGUCGUUUCGGACAAGGACUGGCGGUGGGCGGCGGUGGCGGCGGCGGCGGCGGUUUCAGCUCUAGCAGCGGUUUCAGCUCUGGCGGCGGUUUCAGCUCUGGCGGCGGCGGAGGUUUCAGCUCUGGCGGCGGCGGAGGUUUCAGCUCUGGCGGCGGCGGCGGUUUCAGCUCUGGCGGCGGCGGUGGAGGCAGCUUCCAAAUGUCAGCUGCUUUCGGGCGGACCUAGAGAGCAACAUUACCAGCGGCUGAGGCCACUAGGACGCUCCCAAAGGGUGAUCGGGCUAAAUCUCAGCAGUGCAUCUACAAUUUCUACUUUUUCACUUUUUGUUUCUUUGCAAACCGUGUUAUCCACUGUAAUCACAAUGUGUAGAUCACAUCGCCAGAUUAAGUCGCAUAGCUGAGAGCUCUUAAAUAUUGGGAUAUUGUAAGCUAAGUGUAAUGCCUGAAGAUAAACUUAAUUUGAUGCAAAUGGAAAUUAUUUCCUCUGUACACCUCGACUGCAACAAUGUUUUGAAGUGUUUUGCAGUUAGUUUCAGAAAUGUCAUUUCAUUCGGCUGCAUGGAAAUGUUAUAGUGUUAGACUUAGAUACACAUUUGUAACUAAGUGCGUUUUAGUGUAAGAAACGUCUUUCUUCUGCUGGUGUUAUUUGCAUUUCACCACAUUCUAUAGUCCGGUAAUAAAAAGGGGCAAGUGCGGGAA